AUGUUCAUGGUGAAGUCUUACCCAUCUGCAUUGUAUUUUCUAGAUGAAAUUACAAAUGCUUCGAGUGGGAAACAUGUAGUCAUGUUUCUAGACUACGACGGGACACUCUCUCCAAUCGUUGACAACCCUGAUCUUGCUUAUAUGUCUGAUGCGAUGCGAGAAACGGUAAGAAAACUCGCUUCAUGCUUUCCAACAGCUAUUGUUACCGGAAGAUGCAUAGAUAAAGUCUAUGACUUCGUCAAAUUAGCUGAGCUUUCCUAUGCCGGAAGCCAUGGGAUGGACAUCAAAUGCCCAUCUAAACACAAGAAGGGUGUUGUUUUCCAACCUGCCAAUGAUUUUUUACCCAUGAUAGAUAAGGUUUAUAUGAUACUCUCGAAGAAAGCAAAAUCAACACCAGGGGCAAAAGUGGAAAACAACAAAUUUUGUGUAUCUGUUCAUUUCCGACGUGUCAAUGAAAAUAAUUGGAUGGAGCUGGCUAGCCAUGUGAAAUCCGUUCUCGAUAAAUACCCAAAGCUCAGAGUAACGACAGGAAAAAAAGUAUUAGAGAUCCGUCCCGAUAUUCAAUGGGACAAAGGGAAGGCUCUCGAGUUUCUGUUAGGGUCACUUGGUUACACCAACUGUGAAGACGUGUUUCCGAUAUACAUCGGGGAUGAUCGUAGUGACGAGGACGCCUUCAAGGUACUAAGAAAAAGGGGCCAAGGUUUAGGCAUUCUUGUAUCAGAAAUUCAAAGGGACACUGCUGCCUCCUAUUAUCUGCACGAUCCAUCCGAGGUGAGUUGA
Molecule: messenger RNA, 780 nt
Organism: Helianthus annuus (common sunflower)
Lineage: Eukaryota; Viridiplantae; Streptophyta; Magnoliopsida; Asterales; Asteraceae
Product: probable trehalose-phosphate phosphatase H
Exons: 8
Coding region: 1-780 (259 amino acids)
Biological process (GO): trehalose biosynthetic process
Molecular function (GO): trehalose-phosphatase activity
Source: RefSeq, a predicted model, not a curated record